UGUUAUUAAGCCUAAUAUAAUAUGUAGUUAAUAAACUCGCCGUUCUCUUUUUCGUAUUCUCCAGUCUCACCUAGGGUUUCUGCUCUGCUGCUCUCUCUCACCGCCGUCCGUCAUGGCCAAAAGAACCAAGAAGGUCGGUAUUGUCGGCAAAUACGGUACACGUUAUGGUGCUAGUCUGAGGAAACAGAUUAAGAAGAUGGAGGUUAGCCAACACAGGAAGUACUUCUGUGAGUUCUGUGGCAAGGACGCUGUGAAGAGAAAGGCAGUGGGUAUCUGGGGGUGCAAGGAUUGUGGCAAGGUCAAAGCAGGAGGUGCUUACACCAUGAACACCGCAAGUGCUGUGACUGUGAGGAGUACCAUCCGCCGGUUGAGGGAGCAGACUGAGAGUUAGAUGUUUUGUUGGAAUCGUCGGCUCGCUGUAUUGUCAUUUUUAAUUAUCGAAUUAGCUCCGAACAAUGUUGUUUCCUUUCUGGCAGGUAUACGUUAGACCCUUGCAAGACCUAAUGAACUUCAAGUUUUGGGUAUUUGAUGAAAGGUUUAUGCUUUGUCACAAGUGAUGCAUGAGUUCUAUCUUUCUAGUACAGCUUUCUGCUAACUUGGGUAGUGUAGACUCCCAUUUCCUUUGCGGGUGACUGAACUGACUCG
Messenger RNA from Linum tenue, 645 nucleotides. The record is from the annotation of a GenBank genome assembly. NCBI's taxonomy places the organism in Eukaryota, Viridiplantae, Streptophyta, Magnoliopsida, Malpighiales, Linaceae.